CAGCGGGGGCAUUCAGGCCUCACCCGGGGAGCCCCAAGCCAUGUCCCCCCAGGGCGGGUGCUGUGCCCCAGCACGGCUGGGGCCGUGUUUAUAACCCUGAGUCACGCUGCGGAGGGCGGGUGGCGCUCUGCUGCCUUUAAGAUUAAAAAAAAAAAAAAAAAAAAAAAAAAAAAGAAAAGAAAGAAAAAAGCGGCUUUUAAGUAUUUAUUUGUUUGUUUGUUUAUGUUCUACCGGGCAAUAAAUCGGUGCACGAACAGACGAACAGGACGCGCCCUUCUUUGUCCCCUCACCGCUCCCCGAACACCGCGGCGCCUCCCCAUGACGUCAGAGCGCGGCUCGGCUCGGCUCGGCUCGGCUCGGCUCGGCUCGGGGGGCACCUCCCCGUGACAUUACGGCUCGGCUGGGCGGAGGGGUCUCCUCCGAGCAGCGUCCCCCUGCCGCUGGGUCGGGGCGACGCCUGGCCGUGACGUCACAGCGGCGCUGUGUCGGGGCGGCUCCCGGAGCUCGGCGGGCGGAGCUGUGUGCGCAGCGCCGGCCGGGUCGCAGGCAGCUGCAGCCGCAGCCGCGAGCGGUGGGACAGCCCGGCGCCAUGAAGUUCCAGUACAAGGAAGACCACCCGUUCGAGUACAGGAAAAAAGAAGGGGAGAAGAUCCGGAAGAAAUACCCCGACAGAGUCCCCGUAAUCGUGGAAAAAGCACCCAAAGCCAGAGUACCUGACUUGGACAAAAGAAAGUAUCUUGUACCUUCCGACCUCACAGUUGGUCAAUUCUACUUCUUAAUCCGAAAGCGGAUCCACCUGAGGCCGGAAGAUGCUUUGUUCUUCUUCGUCAAUAACACCAUCCCUCCCACCAGUGCUACCAUGGGCCAGCUGUAUGAGAGGGGAGCCACUGUGAGAGCUUCUGUUGCUACUACUGAGGAGGAGAGUAAUUCAUCCUGCAUUGGAGCCUGUCCAUUGGAGCAGCCAUUUCUGAGCUCAUAUCUACCACUGUGACUGAAACAAGCUGUCCCUGUGUGGCAGAAGGGUGCUGUGACUACAGCCAGAUGGGCACAGAUGCACCAUACACUAUUAGCUGGAAUAAUUUGAAUUUUAGUUU
Passer montanus (Eurasian tree sparrow) is the source of this 1094-nucleotide messenger RNA. It is a transcript of the gene GABARAPL1, whose product is annotated as GABA type A receptor associated protein like 1. Gene Ontology annotation, molecular function: ubiquitin protein ligase binding; GABA receptor binding. Bases 590 to 991 code for a protein of 133 amino acids. Gene Ontology annotation, biological process: autophagy of mitochondrion; macroautophagy; cellular response to nitrogen starvation. Lineage: Eukaryota; Metazoa; Chordata; Aves; Passeriformes; Passeridae. The transcript has 4 exons. Gene Ontology annotation, cellular component: cytosol; autophagosome; autophagosome membrane. The record is from RefSeq and is a predicted model, not a curated record.